AAAAGGGAACUCAAAAGAAAAAUCCUUCAAAUUCUCCUACUUAAAGUAGUCAGUCUUCCCACGGUUUCUUUACCACUCAAUAUAAGUUGACUCUGCCACUCAUAUAAUCUUAAAUCUCUCCCCUUUAAAUUUCCUUCUCAACUCUUCACCCAUUGCUCUUCUAUACUAUAGAAAAUAUAAUCUUUCUUUCUAUUCUUUUCCCUUUUAACGAAGAGAUGACGUGCCAAAGCUUUGUAUUGACCCAAAAAAAGAACGUUUUGUUCCUAAGAAGCUUCACAAUUAUGGUGUCAGUUUGGGUAAUAACCAAACCAAACCUUUGUUUCUCUAGUGUGCUUUCCUCAUUGAAGGCUCUUGAUCUACAAGGCCAUAUCACUUUCGAAAACAAUGAAUUUGCAUCCCAGGAUUUUGGGAACCAAAUUCAUGCCCACCCUUUAGCAGUAGUCCAUCCGAAAUCCGUUGCUGAUAUUUCAGAGAUAGUAAGACAUGUCUGGCAAAUGGGACCGGGAUCAGAACUGUCCGUGGCUGCACGAGGCCACGGUCAUUCCCUUCUAGGCCAGGCGCAAGCGCGAGGAGGAGUUAUAAUCAACAUGGAGUCACUGCAGCAAGGUCAAGAAAUGCAAGUCUACAGGGGGCAAUUCCCUUAUGUAGAUGUGUCAGCUGGUGAAUUGUGGAUAAACAUACUGCAUGAGACAUUGAAAUAUGGACUAGCACCAAAAUCUUGGACUGAUUACCUCCAUCUUACUGUUGGAGGUACUUUGUCUAAUGCUGGCAUCAGUGGACAGGCAUUUCGUCACGGCCCUCAAAUCAGUAAUGUCCGCCAGCUGGAGGUUGUUACAGGAAAAGGAGAAGUCCUGAUUUGUUCACAAGAACAGAAUGCUGACCUCUUUCAUGCUGUUCUAGGAGGACUUGGUCAGUUUGGCAUAAUAACUAGGGCAAGAAUCUCUCUUGAACGAGCCCCGAAAAUGGUGAAAUGGAUAAGAGUGUUGUACUCUGAUUUCUUCACAUUUGCUAGAGACCAAGAGCAUUUGAUAGCUGCAGCAAAAACAUUUGAUUACAUAGAAGGGUUGGUGAUUAAGAACAAAACAGGUUUAAUAAAUAACUGGAGAACAUCUUUUGACCCUCAAGAUCCUGUUCAAGCCAGCCACUUUGUAUCAGAUGGAAGAACACUCUAUUGCCUUGAACUAACCAAAAAUAUAUACCCCGAAAAGGCCGAUACAGUAAACCAGGAAAUUGAGGACUUACUAUCCCAAUUAAGUUAUAUUCCAUCAACAUUAUUUAUGUCAGAAGUUACAUAUAUAGAGUUUUUGGACAGAGUUCAUGCAUCAGAGCUAAAACUUCGAUCGAAAGGACUAUGGGAUCUUCCUCAUCCAUGGCUCAACCUUCUAGUCCCUAAAAGCAAAAUACAACACUUUGCUAAUGAAGUUUUUGGCAACAUCCUGAGUGAUACCAACAGUGGCCCUGUUCUUGUCUAUCCAAUUCAUAAAUCAAAGGUGGACAAUAGAACUUCAUUUGUUUGUCCAGAUGAAGAUAUUAUCUAUCUUGUGGCCUUUUUAUCCCAUGCAAAUCCCUCAUCAAAUGGAGCUGACAGUUUAAGACAUGCUUUAACUCAGAACAAAAGAAUUUUAGACUUCUGUGGAGUUUCACACCUUGGAGUCAAACAAUAUUUGCCUCAUUACACAACACAGGAACAAUGGAGGACCCACUUUGGUCCACAAUGGGAAGUUUUUGUGCAGAGGAAAUCUGCUUAUGACCCCUUAGCUAUGCUUGCUCCUGGCCAGAGAAUCUUCCAAAAAGCAGUAUCAGUUUCAUAACACAUACUGUUAUUCUACGUUAGAUAAAGAUUCAAAGAAGGAUAGAUUUGCAGCACCAUUGAAUAGAAAAUGAAUACUUGGUUGAAGCCAAUGUAAAUGUGAAUAGCUAUUAACUUCAUGUAUUUCUUAUGCCUUCUUUGCAUUUAGAGAAGGCUAGCUCCAGUAGCUCUUCAAGAUAUAUAGAUUAUUAGGCAACAAAAGUAAUGUAUCAGGAUGCAAAGGAAAAAAUAUUGACUCAAGUAUGGAUCUUUAACUAA
Capsicum annuum is the source of this 2068-nucleotide messenger RNA. Its product is annotated as cytokinin dehydrogenase 6. NCBI's taxonomy places the organism in Eukaryota, Viridiplantae, Streptophyta, Magnoliopsida, Solanales, Solanaceae. The coding region runs from base 216 to 1811 and encodes 531 amino acids. The record is from RefSeq and is a predicted model, not a curated record. The transcript has 5 exons. Gene Ontology annotation, biological process: cytokinin metabolic process. Gene Ontology annotation, molecular function: cytokinin dehydrogenase activity; FAD binding.